AGUUCACGUUUCGCCAUUGCGGAGGCUUGACUGUGUUGCGGCGCGUUGCGAAUUUCACGUUAUGGCGCUGUCGCGUGCUCUUUGAGGAGAACGUCUCGUUACUUUUAUUUGUAUUUUGCGUUUACUGUAAUGGGAAGUGCUUCGGUUUAAUACUGUCUGUGCGUAAAACCAGAGGAGCGGCCGUCGUAGCACCUUUUUGGAAAUAAAAUUGUCAACAAAAUUUGAGCCCGGCCUCGUGAUGGAGGUGACGCCCGUGCUGAGGGACUCCCGGUCCCUGCGGCCCUUCAAGUCCAGCGAGGAGUACCUGUACGCCAUGAAGGAGGACCUCGCCGAGUGGCUGCAGACGCUCUACCCGGAGCUCUGCAUCAGCGUGCACAACUUCAUGGACCGGCUCGACACGGGCGUCGCACUCUGCAAGCACGCCAACAACGUGCGCACGGCCGCCGAGGAGUACAUGGCCCGGCGGCUGGCGCGCCGCUCGGCCAGCAGCGCCAGCCUGAUGAGCGCGUCGCUGUCCGCCACCGGCUCCAUAGCGCGCCCUGUCAUCGAGGCGGGGCCUGUGCACUUCCUGCCCGCCGCGCAGCCCGGCACCUUCUUCGCGCGCGACAACGUCUCCAACUUCAUCCGCUGGUGCCGGCACGCGCUCGGCGUCUUCGAGUGCCUGCUGUUCGAGACCGACGACCUCAUCCUGCGCAAGAACGAGCGCAACGUCAUCCUCUGCCUGCUCGACGUCGCGCGCCGCGGCGCCAAGUUCGGCAUGGCGGCGCCGAUGCUGGUGCGCUUCGAGCGAGAGAUCGACCGCGAGAUGGCGGCCGAGCAGCGGGCGCUGCAGCGCGCCAGCAGCGUCGCCACCGAGAGCGCCGACAGCGACGACGACGACGACGACUUCGACGCGCCCGUCGGGCCCGUGCCGCAGAUCGUCACCAACGACCUCAAGAGCCUCGACGAAAUGGUGCGGGACUUGGUGGAGCGGUGUUCGUGUCCUGUACAGUUCCCAAUGAUACGCGUGUCUGAGGGAAAGUACCGCAUUGGUGACACCAAGGUGCUAAUCUUCGUCAGGGUGCUGCGCAGCCACGUGAUGGUCCGCGUGGGCGGCGGCUGGGACACGCUGGCCCACUACCUCGACAAGCACGACCCCUGCCGCUGCAAGACUGCUCAUCGCUCACCACUGUCGGCGAAACUGAUCCUCAAGCAGACGGGAGCAAUCGAGUUGAACAAUGCACUGGUCCACUAUGAAAGGUCGCCGCCGCGCACCCGCCGUUCCUCGGCGUCGAGCGUGGGCAGCGGCGGGCCGCCGAGCGCCGCGGCGCCGACGCCGCCCCCGCCGCCCCCGCAGCCGCAGCCGCUGUCGCCGGGCGGCGGGGGCGGCACGGGCCUCCGCUCGCGCUCGCCCACGCCCCGCAGGUCGCUGGCUGCGCCGCGGCCCGCUGCCGGCCGCUCCCGCUCCAGGUCGCCCACCCCCGGCGGCGCCAAGCCGCACGCGCUCGCCCCUGGAGCUGGAGCUGGAACUGGAGGCGGCUCCGGGCCGCAGCGCAGCAGGGACGCCAGCCCCGGCAAGCCGCUGCAGCGCAGGGACAGGGACCCCAGCCCCGCGGUGGCACCGGCGCCCGCCCCCGCCUCGGCCUCCGCCUCCACGGCCGCCGACGCCCACAACGACUCGGGCUCCGAGGUGUCGGACGAGGGCUACCGCAGCCUGGGCACCGUGGCCGCCGCCAGCUCGCCGCCGGCCCAGGGCGUCGAUGACGGCGUCGUCGGGGUGAAGGCGGUCGCCGAAGACUCGGAGGUCGCCACGGACGAGUGCAAGGACGGCGGCGUCGCGCCCGACGCGCAAGCCUCAGAGCGUCAGGAGCUUAGCCGCCACGCGUCCUCGCCAGACUCGGUGGUGUCCACCUCCGAGGAGGCGGCGACCCCGCGGCAGCAGGAGCCGGAGCGGGGGAGCGAGCCCGCUGCCGCCCCCACGCCGCCGCCGCCCCCGCCGCCGCCCCCGCGCCGGCCCGGCAGCGCCUGCAGCAGCGCCAGCAGCGACAGGGACAGCCGCGACCAGCUGCCGGAGGUGACCCUGUCGCCGCGCCGCAUGGCCUCGCUGCAGGCCAAGCCGCAGUCGCAGUACAGGAGGCCCUCCCACCAAGAGUCCCCUCAGCAACAUCCGCAGCAGCAGGUAGCAGCGGCGCCCAUGACGCGCAGCCGGUCGACGUGUGGCGCCGUGGAGUGCGGCUUCAGCGACGCCCCCGCCGAGCUGUUCGCCCCCGCCGCCCCACGCCGUCAGCAGCAGCAGCAGCAGCAGAGUGGCAGCAAGGGCCGCGCGGCGCCCUCCCCCCACCCCUCCUCCUACAACACGUGGUCCGGCCGGCAGGGCCGCGCCGCGCCCAAGUCUCGCCCGCCACUCACCGACAACACCUUCAGCCGGUCGUCGGCGCAGCGGCGCAGCCUGGGCGCCUACGGCGGCGGCCGCCCGCACCACAGCAACAACAACCACCAGCACGCCAGCGCCCCGUGCAGCCCGCGCAGGCAGCCGCCCCACGCCGCCGCCGCCGGGGGCGGCAAGGGCUCCCUGCCCGCCUCCCUGUCCGGCUCCCCCACCAAGAUAUCGCCGCUCAUCGAACAGGUGCUGUCCGUCAAGGAGCUGGACAACGACGUGACGGUGCUGAACAAGAUGCGCCAGAUCAUCCGGCAGUACGCCGACCUGGUGGGCGACGCCGCCGACGCCGACGCGGACGCCGGCGCCGCGCGGCCGCCCUCCGAGGAGCUGGACCUGACGUCGGCGUGGGUGCACGGCAACGGCAGCCUCCCGCGCCGCGCCGCCUCCGUGUGCGGGGGCGACCUGGGGGCGGCCGUGGGGCCCAGCCCGCGCAAGGACUCCAAGGGCAGCCGCAUCCCGGCGCCGCUGCCGCUCCAGCUGCCGCUUCCGCUCGUCUCCUACGGAAGCCGCCAGCUCGACAGCUGACUGCCGACGGACGUGCUGCGCCGCCGCGCCAGCGCCAAAGCCGCUCGCUGAGGGAGGCCGCGCCUGGCCCCGUCCCCCGUGUCCA
This is a messenger RNA of Schistocerca gregaria, 3029 nucleotides long. RefSeq names its product GAS2-like protein pickled eggs (gene pigs). Gene Ontology annotation, cellular component: actin filament; microtubule plus-end; stress fiber. NCBI's taxonomy places the organism in Eukaryota, Metazoa, Arthropoda, Insecta, Orthoptera, Acrididae. Gene Ontology annotation, molecular function: cytoskeletal adaptor activity; microtubule binding; actin filament binding. Gene Ontology annotation, biological process: microtubule bundle formation; regulation of microtubule polymerization or depolymerization; actin crosslink formation. The record is from RefSeq and is a predicted model, not a curated record. The transcript is spliced from 12 exons. Bases 239 to 2944 code for a protein of 901 amino acids.